UCACUCAUGAGUUACUUUAAUAUUUACUAUAAUAAUAUACAGAAGUUUGAAGCAUCUUGCUUCAACCCUGCUUCAUCCUCCAGUGCAGCAGGGGGAUUUAAUGCAGCUCCUCAUCUGCUUCACAACCCGACAAUAAAGCACAGAACAAGGAAGCUUCAGCAGCUGAUCUGUUUGUACUAAACUCACUCAUAUACGACCUUUAAUAAUGGAAGCAGCAGAUGUUGGAAAUGUUGCUCCUGUGGAUUUGCAGAUUAUAACAAUUAAGAAGGAAGAAGAUGACGAUGAAGGUUACCUCUAUGGAGGAACAUUCAACUCUGUGGAACACUGUAACCCUGAGGGGGGACACGCUGCUCCAGUGGACCAACAGCCUGAAGGUUUCAUGAAAAAGACUAUAAAAGAAGAAGAUCCUGAAGAUGACGACAACAAAUUGGACGACGAUUUCUUCUGCUCCUUGUGUCCGUUUUCCUGUUCGGCCCAGAUUUAUCUCUACAAGCACAUGAAGAGUUGUCACAACGGCAAAAACGAGACGCUUAUUAAAUCUGAAGAGAAUGAAGGUAAAAUUACGAGUGAUCAGCAAACCUCCUCUGAUCCUCUCAGCAUGAGCACUUCUCAUCAACACAAGCAGAAAGAAUUUAACUGCUCAGAUUGUGGAAAGAGCUUCAAGCGGCAGGGUGAUCUCAAAGUUCACCAGCGCAUUCACACCGGAGAAAGACCUUACUGCUGCUCACAGUGUGGAAAGUCCUUUAAAAAACGGGAUCAUCUCAAAAUCCACCAGUACAUUCACACUGGAGAGAGACCAUAUUGCUGUACUGAGUGUGGAAAGUGUUUCAAUCAUCACACUCAUCUCAGAAUUCACCAGCGCAUUCACACUGGAGAGAAACCUUUUUGCUGUACAGAGUGUGGAAAAGCUUUCAAGCAACAGUGUCAGCUAAAAAAACACCAGCGCAUUCACACUGGAGAGAGACCGUAUCAGUGCUCGGAGUGUAAGAAAUGUUUCUCUCGACAGUGUCACCUCAAGACACACCAGCUCACUCACACCGGAGAGAAACCAUUUUCCUGCUCACUGUGUGGGAAGGGUUUCAAUCGACAUAAUCGUCUUAAAAUACACCAGCGCACUCACACCGGAGAGAAACCGUUUUCAUGCACACAGUGCGGCAAGAGUUUUAAUCAACAAUAUGAUCUUAAAGUGCACCAGCGCACUCACACCGGAGAGAAACCCUAUUUCUGCACACAGUGCGGGAAGUGUUUUAAUUACCAGAGUCAUCUUAAAGUUCACCAGCACAUUCACACCAGAGAGAAACUGCCUCAGACCAACCCGUCCAAAACCUGCUUUACCACUGCUGAAAAGACAGCAGGGGAAUUUAUUUCUCGUCCAGAACCUUUAAUAAUGGAAGCAGCAGAUGUUGGAAAUGUUGCUCCUGUGGAUUUACAGAUUAAAACAAUUAAGAAGGAAGAAGAUGAAGAUGAAGGUUACCUCUAUGGAGGAACAUUCAACUCUGUGGAACACUGUAACCCUGAGGGGGGACACGCUGCUCCAGUGGACCAACAGGCUGAAGGUUUUAUGAAAAAGACUAUAAAAGAAGAAGAUCCUGAAGACGACGACAACAUAACGAACGAUGAUUUCUGCUGCUACUUGUGUCCAUUUUCCUGUUCGGCCCAGAUUUACCUCUACAAGCACAUGAAGAGUUGUCACAUCACCAAAAACGAGACGCUUAUUAAAUCUGAAGAGGAUGAAGGUAAAAAUCCCAGUGAUCAGCAAACCUCCUCUGAUCCUCUCAGCAUGAGCACUUCUCAUCAACACAAGCAGAAGGAAAUUAACUGCUCAGAUUGUGGAAGGAGCUUUAGGUGGAAGAGUGCGCUCAAAAUCCACCAGCGCAUUCACACCGGAGAAAGACCGUACUGCUGCUCACAGUGUGGAAAGUCCUUUAAUAAACCGGAUCAUCUCAAACUGCACCAGCGCAUUCACACUGGAGAGAGACCAUAUUGCUGUACACAGUGUGGAAAGUGUUUUAGUCAUCACACUCAUCUCAAAAAUCACCUGCGCAUUCACACUGGAGAGAAACCUUAUUGCUGUACAGAGUGUGGUCAAACUUUUGCUCAACACUCUCAACUAAAAAAACACCGAUUCAUUCACACUGGAGCGAGACCGUAUUGCUGUACAGAGUGUGGAAAAGAUUUUAUGCAACAGUAUGAACUAAAAACACACCAGCGCAUUCACACUGGAGAGAGACCGUAUCAGUGCUCAGAGUGUAAGAAAUGUUACUUUCGACAGUUUCAUCUUGAAAGACACCAGCUCACUCACACCGGAGAGAGACCGUUUUCCUGCACGCAGUGUGGGAAGAGUUUCAAUCAACAAUAUAGUCUUAAAAUCCACCAGCGCAUUCACACUGGAAAAAAAUCUUUUUCCUGCACACAGUGUGGGAAGAGUUUUAAUCAACAAUAUCACCUUAAAGUUCACCAGCGCACUCACACAGGAAAAAAAACAUUUUUCUGCGCACAGUGCGGGAGGACUUUUAGUGAUAGGAGUUCUUUUAUAAGACAUCAGCGCAUUCACAACAGAGAGAAGCUCAGAGUGCGGGAAGAGGUUUAUUUACUACAGUCGUCUUAAAAAAGAGGCACCAGCGCAUUCACACUAGAGAGAAACUGCCUCAGUGAUCACAGUAUGGGAAGAACUGUAAUCGUCAUCCUCUUAAAAUCCACCAGCACAUUCACACUGGAGAGAAACACAACAGUGCACGAUAUCAGAACCUCUGAAUUGUACCAAAUGAAUAUUGAUCACGUUAGCAUGUGUUAACGACAAAUCCAAACGAAAUGAUGCAGUAAUUACAGCUAAAGAUUUAAAUCAGGUAACUAGUCAGUAAUUCUAGUUUUCCAUUCUUGUAUUAACCUCCAGUACUGUUGCUUUUUCUUUUUACCUUUUACAUGAAUGUUGUAAGUUAAAAUGUGUAAAUAAAGCUGGAAAGGUUUUUGUUUGUUUUUAAUUGGGUUGGAUUUCAGGCUGUGUGACGUAAUAAAGCUUCAUUUCUGAUUGCAUAACUUAUUUUUUCUAUGUUUUUUAUGUUUC
Messenger RNA from Trichomycterus rosablanca, 3064 nucleotides. RefSeq names its product zinc finger protein 345-like. The record is from RefSeq and is a predicted model, not a curated record. Gene Ontology annotation, biological process: regulation of transcription by RNA polymerase II. The transcript has 8 exons. Gene Ontology annotation, molecular function: RNA polymerase II transcription regulatory region sequence-specific DNA binding; DNA-binding transcription factor activity, RNA polymerase II-specific. Gene Ontology annotation, cellular component: nucleus. NCBI's taxonomy places the organism in Eukaryota, Metazoa, Chordata, Actinopteri, Siluriformes, Trichomycteridae. The coding region runs from base 206 to 2608 and encodes 800 amino acids.